Messenger RNA from Anopheles cruzii, 3693 nucleotides. It is a transcript of the gene tst, whose product is annotated as SKI2 subunit of superkiller complex protein. Lineage: Eukaryota; Metazoa; Arthropoda; Insecta; Diptera; Culicidae. Gene Ontology annotation, biological process: nuclear-transcribed mRNA catabolic process, 3'-5' exonucleolytic nonsense-mediated decay. The record is from RefSeq and is a predicted model, not a curated record. The transcript is spliced from 5 exons. Gene Ontology annotation, cellular component: Ski complex. Gene Ontology annotation, molecular function: RNA binding; RNA helicase activity; ATP binding. The coding region runs from base 1 to 3693 and encodes 1230 amino acids.
AUGCCGUUUGAUCCGGCCUGGUUAACGACGGAACCGCCGCCACCGAUAGUGGACGAACGGGACGAUGUGCUCCGUGCGUUCCUGCUCGACCCACAGAUUCCCGUGAACGAUCCCAAACCGUACUACGAACCGCGCCAUCCCAACAUCGAGCAACUGUACGACGUUCCGUUCGCUCCGAUCAUUAGCCGGAUCGUGCCGGAACGCUGUGCCGAGACGGGGCGUGUGCUGGACUUUGUCGAGGUGUUGGUACAGAAUGCGGGUGCGAAUGCAAAAAACUCCAUGUCCCUGCAACGGGAACCAUCAAAGGGUGAAUCGGCCCGCGGAUCGGCAUCGUACUUUCCCUUUUGGCCGGGCGGGUUCGAAACAUCGGAAACGAUCCUCGGAUCACUGCCAUCACCCAGCGGUGAUGAGCCGCUGUUUACGGGCAACCUCAAGACCUGUCCACCCGGCUUUGCGAGUGGCAUCGAUUUUGGAUCCAGCACCACCGAAGGGGCCGCCAGUAAAGGCGGUAACAGUGCCGCCGAUGGCGGCUUAGUUGAUCUUCUGUCGGCAAUCGAUACUGGUGAAGGUUUCGAUCUGCUGGCGGAAGAUGGCGGGAAGGAAAAGGACGAGGGAAAGCCAAAGCCAACCAACGACACGCUAACGCCGCUUGGUGAGGAGGAAGAGAAAGUGCUGGCAACGGCCGAUAGGGGCCCGCACGUGCUGAAUAUAUCGAGCAACACGACCAGCUCCAUCCAGUCGGCGGAGUGGGCCGAAAUGCUGGACAUUUCGAAGCCCGUCGACGAUUUCUACGCCAAGAUACCGGUGAUGGCGCAUCGGUUCCCGUUCGAGUUGGACAUUUUCCAGAAGCAGGCCAUCCUGAAGCUCGAGGAGCACAGCCACGUGUUUGUGGCGGCGCACACGUCCGCCGGCAAAACGGUGGUGGCCGAGUAUGCGAUCGCACUGUCGAAGAAACACAUGACCAAGAGCAUCUACACGUCGCCGAUCAAGGCGCUAUCGAACCAGAAGUACCGCGACUUUAAGACCACCUUCCAGGACGUGGGCCUGAUGACGGGCGACAUUCAGAUCGAUCCGACGGCAUCAUGUCUGAUCAUGACGACCGAGAUCCUGCGCUCGAUGCUGUACUGCGGGAGCGACAUUACGCGCGAUCUCGAGUACGUGAUCUUCGACGAGGUACACUACAUUACCGACUCCGAGCGGGGCCACGUGUGGGAAGAGGUGCUGAUACUGUUGCCCGACCACGUGUGCAUCGUAAUGCUGAGUGCCACCGUUCCGAACACGAUCGAGUUUGCCAACUGGGUCGGGAAGACGAAGCAGAAGCGUGUUUAUGUGGUCAGCACGGCAAAGCGACCCGUUCCGCUCGAGCACCACCUGUACACCGGGUUCGGGGGUAAAACGCGCCACGAUUCGUUCCAGAUUGUCAACGAGCAAAGCCAGUUCCUGCAGGAGGGCUACCGGAAGGCGAAGGAGUGCGUGGAAGCCAAGCUGGCCAAGGCGGGCCCGGUGCGACACCAGCAACGCGCGGGGCAGUACAGCCAGAAGCAGGAGCAGACACUCUGGGUCGGGUUGAUCGAUCAUCUGCAGAAGCAGGACAAGCUCCCGGUCGUGGCGUUCACACUGUCGCGCAAACGGUGCGACAACAACGCCGAGGCCCUGAUGUCGUGCGAUCUGACGACGGCCCGCGAAAAGUACGCCAUCAAUUCGUUCUUUCAGCUGUGCCUGCACCGGCUUAUCGCGCCCGACCGGGUCCUGCCGCAGGUGAUUCAGGUGCAGAGUUGCCUGGAGCGUGGCAUCGGCAUCCACCACAGUGGCAUUUUGCCGAUCCUGAAGGAGAUCGUGGAGAUGUUGUUUGCCCGGGGCCUCGUGAAGAUACUGUUCGCGACGGAAACGUUCGCGAUGGGCGUGAACAUGCCGGCGCGGACAGUGAUUUUCGAUAGUACGCGCAAGUUCGAUGGCCAGUGCGUGCGGCCACUUCAAACGGCGGAGUACACGCAGAUGGCGGGACGGGCGGGGCGCCGCGGGCUGGACAAAACGGGCACCGUGAUUAUCAUCUGCAAGAACGGAAUACCGCCCGAAUCGGAACUGCGCACGAUGAUCCUGGGCAAACCGAUCCGGCUCGAGUCGCAGUUCCGGCUGACGUACGCCAUGAUGCUGUACCUGUUGCGCGUCGAGCUGGUGACGGUCGAGAGCAUGAUGUUGCACAGCUUCCGGGAGUUUGGCAAGCGGCAGCGGAUGCCCCAGAGCAAGCUCGAGCUGACCAAGGUGCAGGAGAAGGUGUCUGCGCUCAGCAAACUCGGGGACCACCUGCAGCCGCUGUGCGAGUUUUACCGUGCAGCACGUGACUACAUUAGCGUGUGGAAUGAGCUGGUGCCUCAGCAGCUCUGCCAGACGAAGGCACUGAACGAGCUCAAACCGGGCCGUGUGCUGGUAGUGACGGAGAAGGGCCACUACAACAAGCUGGCCAUUUUGCUGUCGGUCACACUGCAGACGCACAAGCUGAUGAAACUGACCGUCUUGGUGCUGGACCACCAACACCCACGGGAGCAGCAGCAGGGGACGGCCGGCGACUCUUCGGAGACGCUCGAUCGGGGUCCACUCUGGCACCAGAUGCUGUCCCUUUCCGCCAACUAUAUGUCGUUCAUCCCGGAAGGCGUCGGUGGACACCAGAUCCUAACGAUCGGGCCCACGAACGUGAUCGAGGUAACGAAGCUUAUGAUCAAGUGUGACCCCGCCAAAAUCCUACAAAACUGGGACACCCGUCAAAUACCGCGAUUCCGCGAUGCGCCACCAACGCAAGCGGUCGUUGACGCCGUGGCCAGUCUCGCGGAGUUGCACGGAAGCCUCGUUGAAGGCAACACGAUCGGGGUGCUCGAAGUUAUCCAGCUUCGCACACUGUUCCAGCAUGUUGACCUCACCAAUGAGCUGGCCGCUGCCCAUGCACGUGUGGUGGAAUACUACCCAUACACCUGCAUUCCGCACUUUGAGCACGAAUUCGCGAAGGUUUACGAUCGCAUGGAACUGGAGGCGAAGCUGGACGAGCUCAAGUACCAGGUGUCGUACGAAAGUAUGUCACUGUAUCCGGACUACUGCCGGAAGUUGGAGGUACUCCAGGCGCUCAAGUACAUCGACGACACGCAUCAAGUGGCCAUGAAAGGGCGAGUGGCGUGCGAGAUGGGCCAGAACGAGCUGAUGAUCACGGAGCUGGUGAUGCGCAACAUACUGACCGAUCUGCAACCGGCCGAAAUCGCGGCCCUCCUGUCCAGUCUCGUGUUUCAGGCCAAAACGGAUGUGCAGCCAAAACUUACCGAAACACUGCAACAGGCUGAGGCACAGUUCCGGGAAGUGGAAAACGACAUCCGGACGGUCGAGCGGCAGUACGGUGUGACGGAGGUGAUUAAAAAGGAGGAACUGAACUUUGGCCUGGUCGAGGUGGUGUACGAGUGGGCGCGCAACAAACCGUUCGCGGAGAUCAUGGUGCUGACCGACAUCAAGGAGGGCAUCAUUGUGCGGUGCAUUCAGCAGCUCAACGAGACGCUGUGCAACGUGAAGGACGCCGCGCAGAUCAUCGGCGAUCCGGUGUUGCAGAGCAAGAUGGAGGAGGCAUCGAAUGCGAUCAAACGAGACAUUGUGUUCGCGGCCAGCCUUUACACCUCGAGCACGCCGAUCGAUAUCGAAGCGCAGCCGCUGGAUUGA